Aspergillus aculeatus ATCC 16872 is the source of this 4347-nucleotide messenger RNA. Its product is annotated as putative ABC multidrug transporter. Gene Ontology annotation, biological process: transmembrane transport. Gene Ontology annotation, cellular component: membrane. The transcript is spliced from 4 exons. The record is from RefSeq and is a predicted model, not a curated record. NCBI's taxonomy places the organism in Eukaryota, Fungi, Ascomycota, Eurotiomycetes, Eurotiales, Aspergillaceae. The coding region runs from base 247 to 4131 and encodes 1294 amino acids. Gene Ontology annotation, molecular function: ATP hydrolysis activity; ABC-type transporter activity; ATP binding.
UUUCGAUUAUAGGGGACCUGUCACGUCCCCAGUAUCAUUUCAUGUGAUGGCGAGUUUCACUUCCAGUUCGCACCACUCCUUCACUGCGCCCAUUGUCCUCACUGUCUUUCGACUGUCUGUCUUGGCUCAAUCAAGCCACCCUACCAACCGAGCUCGCUUUGCUCCUCCGUUCCGACCGUGUGAGAUGCUGCUGCUGGGCAGCUUGGUGAUAGGGACAGACUGAGCGAGAAAUAAAAAACCAUCUGCAUGAUGAAGUGGAAAGAAGAAGACAUCUGCUUGGAGUCAAUACCCACGACUCCUGCCACCGACAGCACCGUCAUCGCCCUGUCGGAGGUCGAGAAGAGCAUCCUCGAGCAGCAGAUCCGUGUCCCCGUAUCCAAGCCCGGGUUCUUUGGCAUUUAUCGCUAUGCCAGCCGGUGGGAUCUGGUCUUCCUGCUGCUUAGCUCGGUCGCUUCGAUAAUCGGAGGCGCUGCCUUGCCGUUGUUCACCGUCCUCUUUGGUAACCUCACAUCGACCUUCCAAGACAUUGCAGCCGGGCGCAUCACGUACGACCACUUCCACCACGAGCUCAACAAAUACGUGGUCUACUUCAUCUACCUCGCCGCGGCGGAGUUCAUCACCAUUUACAUCGCGACGGUCGGCUUCAUCUACACGGGCGACCAUGUGGUGCAACGCAUCCGCGUGGAGUACCUGCGGGCGAUCCUGCGCCAGAACAUCGCCUUCUUCGACAGCCUGGGGGCCGGCGAGAUCACGACGCGGAUCACGGCGGACACCAACCUGAUCCAGGACGGGAUCUCCGAGAAGGUCGGCCUGGCCCUGACGGGGCUGUCGACCUUCGUCACGGCGUUCAUCAUCGCCUACAUCAAAUACUGGAAGCUGGCGUUGAUCUGCAGCGCCACGCUGAUCGCCUUGCUCCUGAUCAUGGGCGGCGGGUCGAUCGUCAUGAUGGUCCACAGCAAGCGCGCGCUGGAGUGUCAGGGCCGCUCCGGCAGCUUCGCCGAGGACAUCCUCGACUCGGUCCGCACGGUCGUCGCCUUCGACGCCCAGAACGUGCUCGCCGCCAGGUACGAGGCGCAGCUGCGGGAGUCCGAGGCGCCCGCCCGGAAGUCCCAGAUCACCUUCGCCGUCAUGGUCGGCGCGAUGCUGGGCGUCAUGUACCUGAACUAUGGGAUGGGCUUCUGGAUGGGCUCGCGCUUCCUCGUCGAUGCCCGCGAACACGUCAAGGUCGGCGAUGUCCUCACCAUUCUCAUGUCGAUCAUGCUGGGUUCCUACAAUUUGGGCAACGUCGCCCCCAACGUGCAGGCGCUGUCGAAUGCCGUCGCCGCCGCGUCCAAGCUCUACAGCACGAUUGACCGGGCGUCGCCCUUGGAUGCCUCCUCCGAGAGCGGCAAGAUCCUCGGCCAUGUCAAGGGCAACAUCGUCCUGCAGAAUGUCCGGCACGUGUAUCCUUCGCGACCGGAGGUUGUUGUGACAAAUGACCUCAGCGUCUACAUUCCUGCUGGAAAGACCACGGCGUUUGUGGGGCCGUCAGGGUCGGGCAAGAGUACGGUCAUUGGUCUGCUGGAGCGGUUCUACAACCCCGUCGCCGGCCAUAUCUCGAUCGACGGACACGAUCUCUAUACGUUAAACCUGCGAUGGGUGCGCCAGCAGAUCUCAUUGGUCUCGCAAGAGCCUAGACUGUUCGCGACCACGAUCUACGAGAAUAUCCGGUUCGGGCUGAUAGGAUCGGAGUACGAGAAUGCGCCCGAAGCCAGCAUCACCAAGCGCAUUCACGACGCUGCGAAGAUGGCCAACGCGCAUGAUUUUAUCAUGGCGUUGCCGAAGAAGUACGAGACGAACAUCGGUGGAUUCUCACUGUCAGGAGGCCAGAAGCAGCGAAUCGCGAUCGCGAGGGCCGUGGUGAGCGACCCGAAGAUCUUGUUGCUCGAUGAAGCGACUUCGGCGCUGGACGCGAAGUCGGAAGAAAUUGUGCAGGCGGCGUUGGACAACGCCUCGAAAGGGCGGACGACGAUUGCCAUCGCCCACCGACUCUCUACCAUCAAGGAGGCGCAUAAUAUCGUUGUCCUGGUCCAUGGGCACAUCGUGGAGCAAGGAUCGCAUUUUGAGCUCAUGAGCCGGGAGGGAGUGUACUAUGACAUGGUGCAGGCGCAGCAAAUCAAGCAGAAGGAGGCCGCGAAGCGACACGAGUCAAUGACGUUCUUUCUCGAUGAGGAUUAUAUUGGAGGCGGGAUCCCAAUGGACGACGAAGACGACUUUAGUGACGACGCCUCGGAUAUUGUGCUGAAGACCGGGGCGAGGCAGAGACGUAGGACCAGGAUGUCCAUGUUCAUUCCGCCCUUACCAUCCAAGCACAAGGAGAAUCUGUCGCUAUGGGCGUUGUUCAAGUUCCUUGCCUCGUUCAAUCGACCGGAGUGGCCGAUCAUGAUCCUGGGUCUCUGUGCAUCAACCCUGGCGGGGGGCAUUCAGCCAUCUCAGGCGGUGUUGUUUGCCAAGGCAGUCAACACGCUGAGCUUGCCGCCGUUCGAAUACCACAAGCUGCGCCACGAUGCGAAUUUCUGGUGCUUGAUGUUCCUCAUGAUGGGCCUGGUGACACUGGUCAUCUAUGCCACCCAAGGGACCCUGUUCGCGUACAGCUCCGAGAAACUGAUCUUUCGAGCCCGAAGCCAGGCAUUCCGGGUCAUGCUGAACAAGGAGAUCUCAUUCUUUGACAAGGAAGAGAACACCACAGGCGCUCUGACGUCGACCUUGGGUGCCGAAACUAAACAGCUGGCCGGAAUCAGCGGCGUCACCCUCGGUACCCUGCUCAUUGUCACUGUCAAUCUCUCAGCAUCCCUUGUCGUGGCUCUGGUCAUGGGCUGGAAGCUUGCUUUGGUAUGCAUUUCAGCUGUGCCGGUCCUGUUGAUGUGCGGCUUUCUUCGCGUAUGGAUGUUGGAUCGAUUCCAGCGCCGAGCGAAAGCCGCGUAUCAACAGUCUGCGAGCUCAGCCUGUGAGGCGGCCUCUGCCAUCCGGACUGUUGCCUCUCUCACGAUGGAAAAGCAGGUUGUCAGUUCCUACGAGAAACAAGUACAAGCCCAGCUCAAGGAGGACAUCCUCCCCAUCUUCAAGUCCUCCGCCCUCUAUGCCAGCUCCCAAGCGUUGCCGUUUAUGUGCAUGGCUCUGGGCUUCUGGUAUGGAGGGACGCUCCUCGGACACGGAGAGUACACACUCUUUCAAUUCUACGUGUGCUUCAGCGAAGUCAUCUUCGGCGCUCAGGCGGCCGGGACUAUCUUCUCGAACGCGCCGGAUAUGGGCAAAGCGAAGCAUGCGGCCGCGGAGUUCAAGAAGCUGUUCAGCAAUCGGUCGACCACUAAGCAUGCUGAGAGCAAAGCUAUCCAUGUGUCCUCCAUGCAAGGGUCGGUAGAAUUCCGGGACGUGUCUUUCCGGUACCCGACCCGGCUGGAGCAGCCUGUGCUACGGCAUGUCAACCUCACGGUCAAGCCAGGACAGAAUGUUGCACUGGUAGGGUCGAGUGGUAGUGGCAAAAGCACGAUCAUUUCCCUGUUGGAACGCUUCUACGAGCCGGUGUUGGGUGAGGUGUAUGUCGACGGGCGGGACAUCGCGACGCUCGAGAAGAAGUCCUACCGCAGCCACUUGGCUCUGGUCAGUCAGGAGCCUGCCCUCUUCCAGGGCACGAUCCGAGAGAAUAUCCUGCUGGGAUGUACGCACAAAGAAGCGGUGGCGGAGGACACAUUGGUGCAAGCGUGCAGAGAUGCGAACAUCUACGACUUCAUCAUGUCGUUACCACAAGGGUUUAACACGCUCGUCGGCAGUAAAGGCGGUAUGUUGUCUGGUGGGCAGAAGCAGCGGAUCGCCAUCGCUCGGGCGCUGAUUCGUAACCCUCGCAUUCUUCUGCUGGAUGAGGCCACAUCGGCCUUGGAUUCGGAGUCGGAGAAGGUGGUCCAGGCGGCAUUGGAUGCAGCCGCGAAGGGCCGCACGACGAUCGCGGUUGCGCAUCGAUUGAGCACGAUCCAGCGGGCGGACAUGAUCUAUUUCCUCGAUCAGGGAGAGGUCGUCGAGUGGGGCACGCACAAGGAACUGCUGCGUCGACGAGGAAGGUACUAUGAGAUGGUCAACUUGCAGAACUUGGCCUGAUGGGAGUGAGGUGUACGAUAAUGGGAUAGGCGUUUGGAUGAUGGGUUCUUCACUGUACUGUACAUAUACCUCAUAAUCAUGGUCGACGAUUGGAGCCGAUAAGCGAUAAGAUAAGAAAGCACCGAACUCGGGACACGGACCCCUGCGUGUGGUCUAAACAGGAAUAGUGCGGGGUACCGGCUUACCUCAUCAUCUGGAGAUGGUUUCAAUCUUUUU